This is a messenger RNA of Plasmodium knowlesi strain H, 951 nucleotides long. RefSeq names its product conserved protein, unknown function. NCBI's taxonomy places the organism in Eukaryota, Apicomplexa, Aconoidasida, Haemosporida, Plasmodiidae. The coding region runs from base 1 to 951 and encodes 316 amino acids. The transcript is spliced from 12 exons. The record is from RefSeq and is a predicted model, not a curated record.
AUGGCGAGACGGGGUCUACUUCUUCUCUUUACAUUGUUCUGUUUGUCUCAUUUUGCAAAAUGUAAAGUAUCCAAUGGAGGGUACGAAUAUCUGCAUAGCAGAUUCCUCCAGAGUAAAAUUAACGUCCUCACGUGGUUAACCAACGUAAUAUAUCCAUCCGAAACGCCCAAAUAUUUUAAGAAGCAUUUGGAUUACCGAGGAUGUCGUGAAUAUUUCUCGAAGCCAACUUAUGAUCCAGUUGAUCUGAAUAGUCAAUGGCUCCAAACGGACAACUGGCAGAUGGAUAACCAGAAGGCAAUAAUAGAAUACAAGGGGAAGGACACCUACAGAGAAUCAAAACAUCCUUUUCCCUUUGGAUGGCUAGACAACAGGAUGAGCACCCGAACGUCUCUGAUCAAGAGAGACUUCUUCUGCAAGAAAACCAUAGCCCAACUAGAGGUUCAAAUGAACGACGCGCAAUCCUGCGGGUUAAUUUUCCGCAUCGUUGGGGAGCGUAAUUACUGGGGGCUGCUAAUAGACAAUAAGGUUUUAAAACUCGUUCGCGUCAGAGAGGGCGAGUUGUUGGUUCUCAAGGAAUUCAAGGAACUGAAGAUUAAAAAGGACGAAUGGUACGUACUAUUUGCUCAAGAAGUGAUAAAGGAUAUAAAAAUUAAGGCGGGAAAGUAUGGAGACCUAUCUGUUGACUAUCUCAGGAAAAGCGAAGACGAGUCGGAAUACAGCACAGCUAAGCAGGGUGCGUUUGGACUCUUAGCGAACAAGGGGAAUUGCAAAUUUAGGAACAUCGUGCUACGGGGGAAGAAGUGGAGCACAGAGUAUGAGAAGCUGAAAAAUGGAACCCCUCCGCUUUUGUACAACCUGGAAGAAAUAGAGUCCCUAUAUGAAAAUUUUAAAGAUUGGUGUCCCCAGGCGUCCUUAUGUGAGAAGAGUAAAUACGAAAAUAUGAAUGUUUAA